GAGCCAUCUUUCGAUCAAACAAUUGAAUGAAACGCAGCAUUCAUCAUAUACCAUAAAAAUGUCUGAUAAAACUCCUCAAACGGGCAGUUCCAUAAACACAGAGGAAUCUGACCCGAAAAAUCAGCCGAUCAAUCUUGCACAAAUUCUGGAAAUUCUUCAAAAUUUUCAGAAUUUGGCACCCAAGGCCGAACCUAUCGAGAGCUCUUCCAAUCAGCCAUUAAAUAUGGCGGAAAAGCUCAACGAUAGGAACUACGCCAUUUGGGCGCGCAAAAUGAGUCUGGCGUUGGAUGGGAGAGGGCGGCUCAAGCACAUCACUGCCACACCUCUCAAAUCAGAUGGCUCGAAAUUUAUUAAAUGGAGACAAGCAGAUUCAACGGUUAUAACAUGGAUUCUAGAAAACAUGGAAUCAGAUAUUGUCAAUCAAUAUAUCGAUUAUCCAACUGCUUGGGAUCUAUGGAAGGGAAUUGAAGCCACUUACGGCUCCGGGAAAGAUCCCUUGCAGGUAUACAACUUGAUGGUGAAAGCUAGCAGCAUCAAACAAGGAGACCAGACACUAGAGAAGGUCUACAGCCAAUUGCAAGCUGUGUGGAAGGAAAUCGACAGGAGGCGACCCAACCCGAUGAAAUGCCCGGAGGAUAUGACGAUUUUCACACAAAUUCAACAACAAAAUCAUUUGUAUCAAUUUUUACAAGCCAUAAACGAAGAGUUUGAUGUAGAAAAACGUGAUAUUCUCAAAACAGAUCCUCUCCCCUCCGUAGAAGAGGCAUACGCCCAAAUCAGGAGGGAGGCUACCAGGAAAGGAAUAAUGAAGGGAGACGAUGGACCUUCAUCGGGAGAUCCCUCAGGUCUUGGCAGUGGAUUCGCAGCCACAUGGGCUGGAUUGCGAUCGGAAAAGGAAAAAAACCUGUUAAUCAAAUCUCACCACAUCUUUCUCCGGUCUCUGUCCGCCUCAAAUGGCACUCUCCCCGAGGCUGGUUGUUGCAAUUAUCUGAACCCAUUAAACAAAACAGAAUUCAUAAUGGGAGAACCAGCGACGGCGGAGCCAGGCCGCCCGAGCACCGCCAGCCAAUCGUCUUCCCCGUCGAACCAUCCGCCGUCGUCCUCCUCCCUCGUCGAGCCCUCCGCCACCAAGCGGAAAGGCCGGCCGGAGAAGGUGCUCCGAGUAAUGCGGUCCGUGUUCCGGUCAUUCCCAAUCAUCACCCACCCCGUCUGCAAGUUCCCCUCCAUCCCCUACGCCGUCGGCCGAUUCCCCGACGGCCCAGUCCGCAGCGGCGGCGGCGGAGGAUCCCGCGUCACGGGCACCCUGUUCGGGUACCGAAAGGGACGGGCGAGCCUCUCCGUCCAGGAAAACCCCGGGACGCUCCCCACGCUUGUCCUGGAGAUGGCGAUGCAGACCCACGCGCUGCAGAGGGAGAUGGGGCAGGGGAUGUUGAGGAUCACGAUGGAAUGCGAGAAGGCGGCGGCGGCGAGGGUGAAGCUUCUAGAAGAACCGGUGUGGACGAUGUUCUGCAACGGGAGGAAGAUCGGGUACGGGAAGAGGCGGGAGGCGACGGAGGAGGAUCUGGGGGUGAUGGAGGCGCUGAAGGUGGUGUCGAUGGGCGCCGGAGUGCUGCCGGGGAAAUCCGACGUGGACGGGCCGGACGGCGAGAUCGCUUACGUCAGGGCGCAUUUUGACCGGACGGUGGGAUCAAAGGACUCGGAGACACUGUACAUGAUAAGCCCCGACGCGAAUAGCGGGCCGGAAUUGAGUAUUUUCUUUGUAAGGUUAUGAUGUUUAAUUACGAUUAAUUAGAUUAAUGAUUAAUCUUAAUUAUCUAAUGGGAAGGGGAAGUUCUUCAAAUUAUAGUGCAAUUUAGAGUAAUUAGAUUAGAAAAUAGUAGUAGUGCUCUACAAUAAUCAUUUGAUUAGGGUAAUGAUUAAGAGGAAUUAAAGAGAUAGAUUAUUG
Cuscuta campestris is the source of this 1945-nucleotide messenger RNA. NCBI's taxonomy places the organism in Eukaryota, Viridiplantae, Streptophyta, Magnoliopsida, Solanales, Convolvulaceae. The record is from the annotation of a GenBank genome assembly.